Hordeum vulgare subsp. vulgare (domesticated barley) is the source of this 2482-nucleotide messenger RNA. RefSeq names its product general transcription and DNA repair factor IIH subunit TFB1-1-like. Gene Ontology annotation, biological process: nucleotide-excision repair; transcription by RNA polymerase II; transcription by RNA polymerase I. Bases 414 to 2216 code for a protein of 600 amino acids. Gene Ontology annotation, cellular component: transcription factor TFIIH holo complex; transcription factor TFIIH core complex. The transcript has 20 exons. The record is from RefSeq and is a predicted model, not a curated record. Lineage: Eukaryota; Viridiplantae; Streptophyta; Magnoliopsida; Poales; Poaceae.
AUUUACGGACUAGUGCCAUCGCCUACCUACACGUUCGCUGGGCCUCCUUUUCCCCUCGCCGUCCUCAGACCGACGCGCACCGCCGCCUCCCAUCAGCAUCUCCUUACGCUGCCGCCGCCUAACUCUCUCCCUGUGCCGGAGGCCCAGCUCCCCGUAGCGUCUCGUGUUCCACCCCUUGAAUGACUCCAGCCUCCGACUGCACGCGCGAAGCCCUCCUUCGAACUCGACAUUGACACCGACCCCAUCGGCACCGGCACUGGCGCCGGCGAGGCGAGGCGAGGCGACCAGCCGAGUGUCACUUCCUCGAAUUCGUUCAGAUCGUAACUAGGUCCUGACAGCGAACCCCUGUCUAGCUAGUUGCCUCGCCCUCUCCCUGCGCCGUUGAGAGCGAGGAGGAGGAGGAGGAGGAGGCGAUGGGGACCAUGACAAUCGGUGCCAAGUACAAGGCCACGCUCAAGGACCGCGGCACCGGCGGCGUCCUCCGCAUGAGUGAAGAUAAGUUCACAUUUACCCCUAAUGAUCCACGCUCACUAAUGAAGCUCAGUGUCGAUUUUCAAACCAUCAAAGGCCAUAAGUUCAACAAAGUAGAUGGUAGCAAACCAACACCGGCGUUAUUGAAUCUUUCAAAAGAUUCUGACAAGGGGGGAGGCUAUAUUUUUGAGUUUGACAAUGUUGGUAACCGUGAUUUGUGUCGUGACUUUGUAGCUAGGGUUUUAGGCAAAUAUCAAGGUACUGUGCCUGCUAGACCAAAUGUACCUCCUGAAUUAUCAGCUGUGUCAACUGGUCCAGAACAGCUCAGUUCUGCCGAAAUGGAACGUCGAAUGAAAUUGCUACGAGAAGACAGUGAACUGCAGAAGUUACAUAAGAAGUUUGUGCUUGGCAAUAUUCUCCAAGAGUCUGAAUUUUGGGCAACAAGAAAGAAUUUACUUGACGAUGAAACAAGCAAAGGAUCAAAACAAAAGCCAGGUUUCAAAAGUGCCAUGCUAGCUGAUGUUAGGCCAUCAGCUGAUGGACAGACAAAUAAGGUUACUUUCAGUCUGACUACUGAGAUUAUCCAUCAGAUUUUUGCAGAAAAGCCAGCCGUGCAUCGGGCAUUUUUAGAUUAUGUCCCGAAGAAGUUGUCAGAAAAGGAUUUUUGGACAAAAUACUGUAGAGCUGAGUAUCUGCUUAGGACAAAAAAUACUCUAGCGGCAAAAGCUGAAGCUGCUGAAGAUGAGGAAUUAGCCAUGUUUUUGAAAAAUGAUGAUAUACUUGCCAAGGAGGCAAAGCUCAAGAUAAAACGAGUUGAUCCAACAUUAGACAUGGAGGCAGAUGCAGGGGAUGACUACAUCCAUCUUCCUGAUCAUGGGAUUCUCCGUGAUGGCAGCAGAGAGACAACUGAUACUGAUAGUGAGUUGGCUAGGAGAACACUUUCUCAGGAUCUGAAUCGGCAUGCUGCAGUUGUUCUUGAAGGGAGAUCAGCAGAUAUUGAAUCAACUGAUACGAAGACUGUGGCUGAAGCACUUGCAAGGUCCAAGAAGGAACCACCUCCUAGCUCUGUUGCUGAUGAUGCUAGUCAUGAAAGAUUGGUAAAGGCGGCCCGCAUGACUGAGAUAGAGGAUCUGCAAGCUCCACGAAGUCUCCCAUAUGCACUACUUUGUAUAAAGGAUCCUAGAGAAUAUUUUGAUUCUCAGCAAGCAAAUGCUCUGAGACCUUUAGGUAGUAACGAUGGAAGAAAGGCCCGCAGCUGCAGCCUUAGUACGGAUGAUGCAUUCCGUCAUUUAAUGGAUCAAAUAUCUUCCGUGAAAAUGAACUGUCCGGUUGUUCAGUCAGAUGUUGCUCUAAAGGUUCUUAAUGAAUUGAAUGAAGGAAUUUCACGUUCACGGAGGCUUAAUCUUAAGAAUCCCCAAGACAGUCUCCUUGGCCGUCUUCCUCACCGAACACGGGAUGAACUUAUGGAUCAUUGGAUGGCUAUCCAGGAGUUGCUGCGCCAUUUUUGGUCAUCAUACCCAAUAACAACCACAGUCCUUUGUAAUAAGGUUCAACGGCUUAAGGAAGCAAUGACACAGAUAUAUCAGAAGUUACAGGAUAUAAAGGAAUCUGCACAGCCUGAUGUACGGCAUGAAAUAUCUCAACUCGUAAAGCCCAUGACGCAGGCGCUGGAUGCUGCAUUCAACCAUGAGCAUGACCAGCAGCAGAAAUCUUCAAAGGCCGGGAGCAAGCCUAAUGGUUUUUGAGCAGAGAACACCACCCAUAAGGAUUCAACCUGAUUAUUGCUAGAGCGUGUGAGGGCUACCACACCCACACCCGUGAGCUCUAGGCGGCAAUUGAAGAGGCACUUCUGGAGGAUUUGAUUUUGCCGUGUAUUUUUAUUCACACGUGGCACAUAAUAACAUGCUUAGUUGCAAAUUUUGCCCUGGACAUGUCGUAUCCCUCCUAGCUGUUUCAAGAUAGAAUCAUCAUUUUGGAUCUUCAUUUUAUUUUAUGGAUGGCCUAUUUGUUA